GUGUCCGCACAUCGGGAAGAGCUCUCGGUUAUUUUCAAGUUGCAGAAGAGUCGGCCACAUGCCCUUCAAAGCCUUUUCUCAGGAACUUUACAUUAACUAGUAUCACAGUGAAUGUACUGAUAAUAAUUACGACUUUUGACAUGGGUGUAUAGCAGUUGUAGGAGCAGCUCCACAGUAUCUUAGCCUAGCCUGAACCAGUGAGCUGCUGAACUGGAUGAGUUUAGAGUAGGUUUGGACAUUAAGUUUAGCUAAGUUGUGUUUUUACUACUAAAGGUUUGCUUCAGCAUCCUAACAUGGAGUCACUCGGAGUCAUUGGCACUGUUCUGGGAUGCUCUGCGGGCAUUGCGCUUGGUGGGCUUGUGUUUGCUGCCUACAAACUUGGCUUACUCUACCAGUUGUUUCACAAGACUGAAACAAAGAGCCCACGUCAUGGUGGCGAGAGCGUGGCAGAGGUCCUCCGUGCCCAUGGGGUCAAGUAUGUCUUCACUCUCGUUGGUGGACACAUCUCACCUAUCCUGGUGGCUUGCGAGAAGGUGGGCAUCCGCAUUGUGGACACCAGACAUGAGGCCACUGCUGUCUUCGCUGCUGAUGCUGUGGCGAGACUCUCAGGCACUGUUGGUGUAGCAGCAGUGACAGCUGGCCCAGGCCUCACCAACACAGUGACAGCGGUGAAGAAUGCUCAGAUGGCUGAAUCUCCAUUGCUGCUGAUUGGGGGAGCUGCUGGUACACUGCUGCAGGGCAGAGGAGCGCUGCAAGAUAUCGACCAGAUGUCUCUGUUCAAGCCGCUGUGCAAGUUCUGUGCCUCCAUCAGGACUGUCAGAGAGAUCGUGCCUACGGUCAGGAAGGCCCUGGCCAUCGCCCAGUCUGGAACUCCUGGUCCUGUUUUCAUAGAGUUCCCCAUAGACACGCUCUACCCCUACCACCUGGUGUCCAAAGAGUUUGCGGUUAAGAACCCUCCCAAAGGCCUGAUGGGAAAGAUUGUCUCAUGGUACCUCAAUAACCACCUCAUGAACCUGUUUGCUGGAGCCUGGGAGACCAGAGAUGUGUCUCCGCUUCCUGUUGACAUCCCACAAGCUACAGAUGAUCAGGUACAAAGGUGCAUAGAGCUGGUGAGUCGAGCCAAGAAACCUGUUAUUCUGCUGGGCAGCCAAGCAACACUACCCCCAACGCCAGCCGAUGACAUCAGGAAGGCACUGGAGGCUCUGGGGAUCCCCUGUUUCCUUGGGGGCAUGUCUCGUGGCAUGCUAGGUAAAGACAGUCCCAUCCACAUCAGACAGAACAGGAGAGAUGCUCUGAAGGAAGCCGACUUGGUGCUUUUAGCAGGCACCGUGUGUGACUUCCGCCUCAGCUAUGGCAGAGUUCUCAACAGACGAAGCAAGAUCAUCGCUGUCAACAGAGAUAAGACACAGCUGCUGAAAAACUCAGAUAUGUUCUGGAAACCAACUAUAGCAAUUCAGGGUGACGCUGGGUCAUUCUUGGUGCGGCUUUCUAAAGGCCUGAAGGGCCAUCGCUGUCCAGAGGAAUGGCCUCAGAGCCUCAAAGCAGGAGAUGUGACCAAAGAAAAUGCAAACAGGGCUAAGGCUGAUGAGAAGACAGAACACCACUUAAAUCCACUGAAGGUCCUCCACCAUGUGGAUCAGCUGAUGGCAGAGGACAGCAUCAUCGUUGCAGAUGGGGGUGAUUUUGUUGGAAGUGCUGCUUAUAUCAUGAGACCAAGAGGACCUUUGCGCUGGCUAGAUCCAGGAGCCUUUGGGACCCUGGGAGUUGGAGGAGGAUUUGCGCUGGGGGCAAAACUGUGCCGGCCUGAAUCUGAGGUAUGGAUAGUUUAUGGUGAUGGCUCCUUAGGAUACAGUGUUGCAGAGUUUGACACGUUCACUAGACACAAGACUCCAGUUAUAGCUGUGGUGGGAAAUGAUGCCUGUUGGAGUCAGAUCUCCAGAGAGCAGGUUCCCAUCCUUGGCAGCAACGUGGCGUGUGGCCUUGCAUUUACAGAUUAUCACACAGUGGCAGAUGGUUAUGGUGGUAAGGGCUACCUUAUAGGGCGUGAGGACGAGGACAGGCUAAGCGACAUCAUCGGACAGGCUCAGAAGGAGACCAAGGAGGGCAAGGCUACACUUCUCAAUGUUCUGAUAGGCAAGACCAACUUUAGAGAGGGCUCUAUCUCUGUUUAGAGCAGCAGUGCAUUCUUCUUCCUUUAACUUUGGCUGCCUUCCCAGAGUUUUACUGUCAAACGCUAUGUAGGAUUUCAGCUAAUAAUAUUGUCAAGCCAAGCCCUGACCAGACCUCCAGACCUCUGCUAAUCCUUUGUGCCCUUAAAGCCAUAUAAAAGGAAAUGUCUACAGUAUGCUGAUCUCCCAUAUGACUUCAGCUAUCACUCACUUCUCUCAUCAGAUUAGUCACAAAUGAUUUGUGACUAGCAACACAUCUGCAAACAGCAGUCAGGACUAUAAUAAUAAUAAUAAUAAUAAUAAUAACAAUUAUUAUUAUUAUUAUUAGUAUUAGUAUUAUUCAUAGCCACUUAAUUUAUAACUCUAUAUAUACCUGACCUUUUGUUGCGUAGGCUACUUUCAGGGUCAUAUUGUGUUCUUUGAAAGACAAUUGCUGCAUUUUAAGAAGGGAUAGACAGAAAAGUAAGAAAAUCUUGCUUUGUUUUGAGAUUUUACCUUUAACCAGCCUAUUAUAACUUGAAUAGGUAUUUCUUGUAAAUAAACCUGUGACAGAAAAGCACUCUGCUUGAGAGAGAACAGUGCUUUAAAGGGGCAAUGUGUAAGAAAAGGCCAACUGUCAAAUCCACACUCCAAACAAAUAGGGGGCAGCAUAUUACCAGAAAGCUGAGUUGUCCAAGUCUACUAGCAUCUACUACUUCUUCGUCCACUCAUGUUGGAUUAUAGGCAGACUGUGAGCUAGAGUGUCUCACUAUCACCUCUUGAGGUACAAAGUGGUAUUAUAAGACAGGAUGAGCUGUGGCUAGCUGGUCAGUAUGCUAACUUCAUUAGAUAUAUCUGGAAUACAGUACAUAAACAUCUUUGACAUAACAUCAGAACUGUUAUUUCUCCAUGUUCUGUUGAAUAUCUUUGCUCAUUUUUAAACUAAAAUACCUACAUAUUGCCCCUUUAAGUUCUCGAACGUAACCAGUAUGCCUUUUCUCCUUGCCUUUUUACAAGGACAUAUGAAAUCUUACCGCUGUGAAAAGCUUUAUCGGUUGGGAUAAAAAUUUGUUAAAUGGGAAAUAAUUUUUGAAUGUUAAAGAUUGACAAAUGGUAUGCCUUUUAAUGUUAGAUUAUCCUACUACAUUGAUAUGUAUAGGUUGAAAAUUGUCUGCUGAUUCAGUUAUGUAUUUAAAUGAUAUUUAAUACUAACCUGUAUGCAGUGAUGUGGGCUAUCAUUUAAAAUAUGCCUAAACAUAACAUUUAUUGCACUAUGAUCAUAACUUAUUUACACAGUAGGUGAACAUGUGUGGGUCAUCUCACUCCAAAUGUUAAUUUGGAUUAAUUCUCAAAUAAACUGA
Molecule: messenger RNA, 3508 nt
Organism: Toxotes jaculatrix (banded archerfish)
Lineage: Eukaryota; Metazoa; Chordata; Actinopteri; Toxotidae
Gene: ilvbl
Product: ilvB (bacterial acetolactate synthase)-like
Exons: 14
Coding region: 294-2171 (625 amino acids)
Biological process (GO): L-valine biosynthetic process
Cellular component (GO): acetolactate synthase complex
Molecular function (GO): flavin adenine dinucleotide binding; thiamine pyrophosphate binding; acetolactate synthase activity
Source: RefSeq, a predicted model, not a curated record